This is a messenger RNA of Ilex paraguariensis (yerba mate), 915 nucleotides long. NCBI's taxonomy places the organism in Eukaryota, Viridiplantae, Streptophyta, Magnoliopsida, Aquifoliales, Aquifoliaceae. The record is from the annotation of a GenBank genome assembly.
AUGGGUGGGGUGGUCGCGGAUUCACAGUUUCAUGUACUGGCAGUUGAUGAUAGUGUUAUUGACAGAAAACUGAUUGAGAGGCUUCUGAAGAUCUCUUCCUAUCAAGUGACUACUGUAGAUUCUGGGAAUGAGGCUCUCGAGUUUCUGGGUUUGCAAGACGAGGAAAACAAAGAUUCAGACCUUCCCUCCGUUUGUACAGCAAAUCACAAUCAUCGAUAUGCUCGUGGUGCCACUCUCGUCUUUUGGACAAGGAUCCAUUUGUCAUUCUGCGGCGCUAUGUUCAUGGUGCCACUCUCGUCUAUUGGACGCAGAUUUGUUGGACAUUCCCAUGAGAGUAUGCUCACGGGCCACUCUUGUCUCUCAGACGAGGAUCUAUGUACCAUUUUUAGCCUCAACAUGCUCGCAGGUCAGGAUCUAUUGGACAUUCCCAUGACAGUAUGCUCGCGGGCCACGCUUGUCUCUCAUACGAGGAUCUAUUUACCAUUUUCUGCAUCAACAUGCUCGCAUACCACUCUUGCCUUUUUGGACAAGGAAUCGUUUUGCUGCUUCCACGGUAAUGGGGAAGUGCCCUUCCCUCUGCGGUGCUUGACCCCUUCUACGGAGGUGGAAGUGGAUUUGAUUAUUACAGAUUACCGUAUGCCUGGAAUGACGGGCUAUGAUCUCUUGAGAAAGAUUAAGGAAUGUUCAUCUUUAAGAGACAUACCAGUUGUAAUAAUGUCCUCUGAGAACAUUCCUUCAAGGAUUAACAGAUGCUUGGAACAAGGGGCAGAAGAGUUCUUUCUCAAGCCAGUUCAACAAGCAGAUGUGAAUAAACUUAGACCACAUUUACUGAAGGAAAGGUUAAGGAACAACAAGAGCAAGCUCAUUGAAGAAUGUCUUGGAAGUCGACCAAUAAAGAAAGAAAAUUUUCAGUAG